CUGAGUGGUGAUUGGUGGAUGUUUGUCUCGUCUGGAGUGGCGAUAAUAUAUCUCUUGCCCACAGAUAAUUCCAGCAUUUUAUCAGACUCAUUGAUAAGCGUGGCGAUGAAGUCCCUGAUUUUCCUCUGCGUGCUAGCUGUCUGCAGCUCUCUGGCCUCUUGCAAACCCACUUCUGAGAAGAAGGACAGGGUGCAUCAUUCUGUUGACCUGGGAGAACGGGACCAUGCAGAUCAGAAAGGCUACCAGUUUGAUCAUGAGGCCUUCCUGGGGAAGGAAACAGCCAAGACCUUCGACCAGCUCACACCGGAGGAGAGCAAAGAGAGGCUGGGGAAAAUCGUUGAUCGGAUUGACCAGGAUAAAGAUGGUCUGGUCACCGCAGAGGAGUUAAUCACCUGGAUCAAGCGUGCGCAGAACCGGUACAUCGAUGAGAAUGUUAAUAAGAAUUGGAAGGAAUACGACAGUAAUCGGGAUGGGAAGGUGUCAUGGGAGGAGUACAAGAAUGCUACGUAUGGAUUCUACGUGGGUGAAGAGUUCAAUGAUGUGGAUGACAAGGAAGCCUACAAAAGGAUGUAUAAGAGAGAUGAGCGUAGAUUCAAAAUGGCGGACAAAGACGGUGAUCUGAUUGCCACACGGGAGGAGUUUAGUGCAUUCCUUCACCCUGAGGAGUUUGACUACAUGAAGAGCAUUGUUGUCAUGGAAACAAUUGAAGACAUUGACAAAGAUGGUGAUGGAAUGGUUAAUCUGGAAGAAUACAUCAGUGACAUGUACACACCCGAAGAAGGUGAGCCCGAGCCUGAUUGGGUGAGGAAUGAAAAAGAGCAAUUCCGUGACUUCCGUGACACAAACAAGGAUGGGAAACUUGACCACAGUGAGAUUGAGCAUUGGAUCCUCCCCGGAGACUAUGACCACACAGAAGCAGAGGCCAGACAUCUUAUCCACGAGUCUGACAAAAACCAGGAUGGCAAACUUUCAAAAGAAGAAAUCUUGGAGAAGUAUCACAGAUUCGUAGGGAGCACUGUGACAGAUUUUGGAGAAUUGAUGGUUCAACACGAUGAGUUUUAACCAGCACUGAUUGCUGAGUCUCAUUUUCCCAUCAUUGCUGUAUGUAAGAAGCUGUGUAGCUUCUUGUCAUUUGAAGGGUGGGGAGGGCUAGAUUUUAACUUGUACAAGAAUGCAGACUCUCUUAAUUCAUUUCUUUGGACGAUUUUGUCCCCACUCCUUUUUUUAGUCCUUACUUAAUCCUCACACCUUUAUUUCAGUACGACUUCCACUUUUGCAGAGCCAGAUUUUAGCAGAUUAUGGUUUUAGUAAUCUUGUGACAAAUUGAGGAUAGGAAGUUGGUGGAAUGGAGAACGUGUAGGAAGAGAGGGGAGUGGUAGAGAAGAGGAAUCCUUGUGAUUACGUGAGACAUUUGGCACUGGGUGUGUUUGUUGGCAAAGGGUAUAUUGGAUAUUACAAAGGUGUUUGUGGCAUAGUACAAUGUUACUGGACUAGUUAUGCUGGAGCCCAAGGUUCACAUGCCUGGAGUGGAGUCGUAAACUCAAUUCCAGCUUUUAUUAAUGGAGUUUAUCAGAACAUGGCUAUUGUUGCUAGUAAUCCUUUUUUUAAACCAACCACCUGAGUUCUAAAAUGUCACUUGGAAAAAGAAAUCUGCUAUCCUUACCUAGUCUGGCCUAAAUGUGCCUCCGUAUCCACAAUGUGGUUGAUGUUCAACUGCUUUGAAGGGCAAUUGGAAUAGGUAACAAACUUUUAUGGAACAAAAUGUAAAGUAAACUGCAUCUAACCAUUGAGUAUGAAAUGGGUACACAACAGCUGAGGUUACCAAUGAUGUUCCCACUUCCUCAACCUUAAGUGUGGUGACCCUCAGGUUAAACUACAACCGUAUCUCCCUCUCUUAAUGAGAGAGCAGCCCUCCAGUCUUCUGGGCCAAUGUCCACUUGUCCUUUCAGACAGGUAUAGCUGAUGCUGACACAUGAUUCUGUCUGCGACACUAUUACCCUUCCUCAGCUCAGAAAUUCUGCUCUGAUCCUGGUGUGAAUGUUGCUGUUGGGCGCCGUUGAGAAGAACCAGCUAAUGCCCAACAAUCAUGCAGUGGAAUACCUACUGAAAUAAUUGGUUUGACCAAGUUAAAACUCCUGUAAAUUAUGUCAUUAUACUGCAUUGACAGAGAAUAAUGUACCAGUUGGUGCUUGUUGGCUCUGAAAGGCUUCUGGACACCUUCAUUUAGUUCCAAGGUCACCCAGACCUGAACAAGGCUGGCCUAUCUCCCUAAUGAGGAGGAAAGUGUCAGUGAAGCUUGUAAGUAUGUUUCUCAGUCAUGGGAACUUCCUUCAAUCGUUGUGCCCUGCUGUGUGUUCAGAAUACACAGUGUCCCUACCUCUGAACCAGGAGGUUUGGAUUCAAGUCCAACCUGCUCCAACAGUGUGUCAUAACAGUGAUUUGGGAGGAGGGGAAACACAGGUUUUAAAAAGUCUACAAACACACCAGCUACAGAUCAUUAUGUGGAAAAUACAGUGCCAUUGACCUUCCCAACCCUUCGCAUUAAGAUUCCAUCACUAAAUUCACCUCAUUUGAAUUAUUACAUCCCAUGAGGUGACUAUUUAGUCUGAAGCUGGUUCCCAACUUGCUGUAGACUAAUUAAGUCAGUCUUAUUCCUCCCCUUUAUUCCCUUAGCCCUGCAGGAUUAUUCCCCUACCUAUCCAUCCCACUAACCCUAGAAACUAUUCUCCCUUCUUCCACCACCCUCCUGGGUAAAAAUGAUAGUUGUCCUCCCACCCCACUUACCUAACUACAUCUGCCUACAUCCACUUCCCCACCUCUUGAAUCAUCAGCAAACAGGAACAGCCAUGUCUACCUUCACCAAAACCUAUCUUUGUAAAAUCUCCUUUGCUUCAGGGAGAACAGAGCCCACAGUCCACUCAUUGUUCAUCAGAAUCUUGACAGCAAUUGGCCUUAUAAUUCUUAGUAGGGUUGCCCAACUAUGGUUAAAUGCAUUCCUGAGGUUAAUUACAUGAUUCCCCACCCCAUCUAAUUCAACAUUUUUAUGUGCGAUGAUGUGUGUCCCUGGGCUUGCUCAUUGCUCCAGUCUGGCCUUCAAUCUCUGGGCAAUCCUAGAAGAACUUGCUGUAAUCGAGUCUCAGAGAUGGAGACCACACCCUGGCUGCAGUUGCUUUUUGAGCCAUUACCAAGAAAAUUCACAAGUGAAUUUUGAGUCUGCAGCUUUGGAACUGUACCCGAGUGAGAGUCAGCCUCUAAAUUGUUGUAUGGCUGAAUGUAGUAGUGGGUGUUUGUUGGUGGGGGAGGGGGAGGGGGGGGGGCGGUAGUGAGGGAGAAUACCAAACUGCUUUGAGCCCCACAGGUUUUCAGAAUUUGCAUGUCACUGUUAGAUUCUCCUAAAUACAAAUGCACAUGGGGGGAAUAGUAUCUCAUCCCAUGUUACCAACUUCUUUGAGUUUGUCAAUAAAUCUUUUAUUAAAAGUUAA
Stegostoma tigrinum is the source of this 3482-nucleotide messenger RNA. RefSeq names its product reticulocalbin 3, EF-hand calcium binding domain (gene rcn3). Gene Ontology annotation, molecular function: calcium ion binding. The coding region runs from base 19 to 1062 and encodes 347 amino acids. Lineage: Eukaryota; Metazoa; Chordata; Chondrichthyes; Orectolobiformes; Stegostomatidae. The transcript has 7 exons. The record is from RefSeq and is a predicted model, not a curated record. Gene Ontology annotation, cellular component: endoplasmic reticulum.